AUGGGUAAAAUUCGGUGGUCUGAUUUACCUAUAGACCUAGUUGAGUGUUUAGCCGGUCGUUUAACUUCAAACAUUGACCUAAUCCAUAUCCGUAGCAUCUGUAAACCUUGGCGUUCCAGGGUUCCGGCCAAGAAGCGUGUCCGGAACCACUUUAAACGUGACCUUCCUGUUUUCAAGGACCAAACUACCAUUCUCUCAUCGACCACGUACUUUCGUGUAACCCUACCUUCUUCGUGUCCUGACAAAGGAUGGCUGACCGAUAACAGACAAGUCUCUGAGGUCAGUAAGAGAAAACGACUCUUGUCUCCUAUGUCUUGCCAACACAUCACCCGUUCACCCCACAAAACCCUAGACCUUUUGAAGUUUGGGGUUUCAACGAUUUACGAAGCUUACAACGUUCAAUACUUUACCAAGAAUGAUCAAGAGGAUCUUAGGCUUCUUAAUGGUGUAUUUUAUAGGUUUUUCGCGAAUGCGGAUAGAGUUGUUUUCUUAGACAAUCUAUUUUUCGUAGUUUACAUAAACGAAAUUUGGUGGUGCAAGAACGAUGAAGGAAGUAGAUGUUGGACAAGAAUAAACAAUGAAGAAGUUGAUGGUUUCUUGGAUAUUAUACUUCACAGAGGAAAAAUCUAUGCCUUAGACUUAAGUGGAGCAAUUUGGUGGAUUAGUUUAUCUGAGUUCAACAUAUAUAAAUAUAGAUUUUCAACUCCAAAGGAAGACUUAUACAACGAGGACGACAUUAACAAGUGCAAAGAAAAGAGACUCGUGGAGUAUUGUGGAGAUCUAUGCAUUUUUCAUCGUUUCUUUAACCUCGAGCGAACGGUUGGUUUUAAGGUUUAUAAGAUGGACGAGGAUUUGGUAGAGUGGGUUGAGGUCAGUUCCUUGGGAGACAAGACAAUCAUCGUGACUACCGACAGUUGUUUUACUGUUAUAGCUUCAGAGUACUAUGGAUGUUUGGAGAAUGCUAUAUACUUUAGUGAAGCGGAAGAUGAUAGUGUGUUUAAGCUUGAUGAUGGUAGCAUCAUUACCAAGAAGAUUGGUUCUUCUUCUUCAUCUUCUCAUCAAAAUUGUUUUGAGAUGUUCUAUACUCCUUUUCUCUGA
Molecule: messenger RNA, 1098 nt
Organism: Capsella rubella
Lineage: Eukaryota; Viridiplantae; Streptophyta; Magnoliopsida; Brassicales; Brassicaceae
Product: probable F-box protein At1g44080
Source: RefSeq, a predicted model, not a curated record